AUUAUUUGCUGGAAGAUUUUAUAACAGAUGUUACAAGGCAGACAAACAAGCACACGCUCCCAGAGCCAGAGCACGCUGAGCCAGGCACGCACGCACGCGCCAGUACCAGGAGAGCCACAGGCUGGGGUGAUGGAGGGAGUGUGCUCUGUGGGGCGAGCUCUGCUCCGAAGCCCUGCUAAUGUCUCUGUGUGGCCAUGCUGUAUUUUCAGCUUGUCAUCAUGGCUGGGACAGUGCUGCUUGCCUACUACUUCGAAUGCACUGACACUUUUCAGGUGCAUAUCCAAGGAUUCUUCUGUCAGGAUGGAGACUUGAUGAAGCCUUACCCGGGGACAGAGGAGGAAAGCUUCAUCACCCCUCUGGUGCUCUACUGUGUGCUGGCUGCUACCCCGACUGCUAUUAUUUUUAUUGGUGAGAUAUCCAUGUAUUUCAUAAAAUCAACAAGAGAAUCCCUGAUUGCCCAGGAGAAAACAAUUCUGACUGGAGAAUGCUGUUACCUGAACCCCUUACUCCGAAGGAUCAUAAGAUUCAUAGGAGUGUUUGCAUUUGGACUUUUUGCUACUGAUAUUUUUGUAAACGCCGGACAAGUGGUCACUGGGCACCUAACGCCAUACUUCCUGACCGUGUGCAAGCCGAAUUACACCAGUGCAGACUGCCGAGCACACCACCAGUUCAUAAACAACGGGAACAUUUGCACUGGAGACCUGGAAGUGAUAGAAAAGGCUCGGAGAUCUUUUCCCUCCAAACACGCUGCUCUGAGCAUUUACUCCGCCUUAUAUGCCACGAUGUACAUCACAAGCACAAUCAAAACGAAGAGCAGUCGACUGGCCAAGCCGGUGCUGUGCCUCGGGACCCUCUGCACAGCCUUCCUGACGGGCCUCAACCGGGUCUCUGAGUAUCGGAACCACUGCUCAGACGUGAUUGCAGGCUUCAUCCUGGGCACUGCUGUGGCCCUGUUUCUGGGAAUGUGUGUGGUCCAUAACUUUAAAGGAACGCAAGGAUCUCCUUCCAAACCCAAACCCGAGGAUCCCCGUGGAGUACCCCUAAUGGCUUUCCCAAGGAUAGAGAGCCCUUUGGAAACCUUAAGUGCACAGAAUCACUCAGCCUCCAUGACCGAAGUUACCUGAAACUGCUGAUGCAUCACAAGCUGUUUUUUAAAUCACCUUCCAAUUCGAUACUUCAAAACACACAGUUACUCAAUUUCAAACUGUGAAGACAAGUAUUAUGUUUAUCUAGUUAGAGGCUAAUGUUUUGUACAUUUUUUGUAUAAGGAAGUGAUGUAGCCUGCCCUGAUUUUUUUUUUUUGGGGGGGGUGGGGGUGGAAGGGGGUCAGCUUUAAAAUAUUUAUGCCAGAAUUUUAAAACCAACAAAAGUUUCUUCUUGUUCAAGUGUGCAUUUAAGAACCACAUUUAUUCAAUGGUUGAUGUUGUUUUGUGAUAUUUGUACACAAACCUUCUUUUCUCAGUUUUGUAGACACAGAAAUAAAUAUAAAAAUUCACUUCAAACUUUUAUUACCACAGUUGCUGCCUUCUCCAGAAUUUUUGAACUUUAAUGAAAGUUAAACUUUUGAGUUCCAGGAAGGAUAAUGUUGGUUAAUGAUAAAUCUCCAAGUCAAUUGUGGGGAAAAAAAUAUUACCUUUGAAAAGAACUUUGCGUUCUGAUUUCUUAACAGGUUGUUAC
This is a messenger RNA of Galeopterus variegatus (Sunda flying lemur), 1677 nucleotides long. RefSeq names its product lipid phosphate phosphatase-related protein type 1 (gene PLPPR1). Bases 195 to 1124 code for a protein of 309 amino acids. Gene Ontology annotation, biological process: phospholipid dephosphorylation; phospholipid metabolic process; signal transduction. Lineage: Eukaryota; Metazoa; Chordata; Mammalia; Dermoptera; Cynocephalidae. Gene Ontology annotation, molecular function: phosphatidate phosphatase activity. The transcript is spliced from 6 exons. The record is from RefSeq and is a predicted model, not a curated record.